Molecule: messenger RNA, 2276 nt
Organism: Tribolium madens (black flour beetle)
Lineage: Eukaryota; Metazoa; Arthropoda; Insecta; Coleoptera; Tenebrionidae
Gene: Dad
Product: mothers against decapentaplegic homolog 6
Exons: 5
Coding region: 170-1150 (326 amino acids)
Biological process (GO): BMP signaling pathway; cell differentiation; SMAD protein signal transduction
Cellular component (GO): heteromeric SMAD protein complex
Molecular function (GO): I-SMAD binding; transcription regulator inhibitor activity
Source: RefSeq, a predicted model, not a curated record
CCGUAUCGAGUGAUGUGUGGUGGAUGUUGGCGCAAUCGCCCGUCCUCCUCCGGUGUCCGGUAGUAUACAUCAAAAAUCCAAAUAAAAUCCAAGUGCUAUGAAGUGUCCUCUGGUGUGAGAGUGUAGUGUGCGUGCGGCGUGUCACCAGUGGCCCCCAAAUGCUGGUUACAUGUUCAUGUUCCGGAGCAGACGGGCCACUCUGACCAAACGGCUGCUGAAGGCGCGCAGACGACGGGGGGCCGACGACGAUGGUGACGGCGUGAUGGUGCUCCUCAAACAGCUCCAGGAGAACCAGCUGGGGAUGCUGUGGACGGCGGUGGAGAGCCGAGGCCGAGAUGGAGGCAAUAAUUGCGUGUUGAUGCCGAGAGAGCGACAGCCGCACGUGCUGUGUUGCCAGACGUGGCGGUGGCCAGAUCUGCUCCAGAGCGCCGACUUGAGGAGGCUCCCGGCCUGCAGGUCGGCCUUGGAUCCCGUCUACGUCUGCUGCAACCCCUACCACUGGAGUCGCGUUUACCAACCCGAUACCCCGCCACCUCCCUAUAGCAAAUCGGAGAUACUGAAACCUGAAGCACCAAGUGAAAACCCUCUUCGGCAGCAGUUCCCUGGGUCUUUGACGACGAACGGAGAAGAUUCGUUGCGAAACCCUUCGGAGUGGUGCAGAUUGGCCUAUUGGGAGUUGGCCCAACGGGUGGGUCCGCUCUUUCCCGUGGAAGCCCCGGCUGUGAAUGUCUUCGGUGACGUGCCCUAUUGCGAUGGGCUGUCGUUAGAAACGUUAGCUCAACAAAAUUGCAACGCGCCAGAGUCUGUCAGACAUGGGAGGUGUAAAAUUGGUCUAGGCGUGACACUGUCCCACGAAGGCGGUUCCGUGUGGGUGUACAACCGCUCCGAGAACCCCAUUUUCGUGAAUUCUGUGACUCUGGACAUCGCCGAUUCUCCCUUACCUACUCGAGUACCUGCCGAGCAAUGCCUCUGCGUCUACGACCCCCAGAAGGCGGCUCAUCGAACCUGUUGGGACUUCAGCACCCACGGCCCCGUCGACCCCAACUCGAUACGAAUCAGUUUCGCGAAGGGCUGGGGCCCCCUGUACAAGCGCCAGGAGAUCACCUCCUGUCCCUGCUGGCUAGAAAUACUUUUAGCCCCGUGCAGGUGAUCGAAAGACACUCCUCCAAAGUGCUGUUGUACUAAGUGGAACUCAGUGAUGAUAAUGAUGAUGGUCACAAGGCUGAAUUUCUCUUCUUCAAGGAGCGGUGCUGUGGUGUAGUUUCCGUCCUACUAUUCCCGAGUUUGAGGCUGAUAUGCGGUGCCUGGCCACAGGGUAAAAGAAGCCAAGGAAAUAAGGACUUUAACAAAUUUUCCACCCACCUAAAUAUUUUUUAUACUUUUUAAUCGGAUGCCCAAAGCAGGGUGUACAGAUUUGUCACAAGAAAUUACCACCUAGGAUUCAAACUUUUAGGAAAAUUGCGUUUGUAACUAGAAUUUUCAGAAGUAAUUUUGAUUGCUUAAGGUUGACAGGUGACAUAACCUAAAUUUUGACACUGGUUACGAUAUCUUUUCACGAAUAUCCCUAAAUCCCAGGGAGUAAUUUCUUGUUGAUAAUACAACAGUACACUAAGCCGAGGUGCGAACCAAUCUGCAGUGAGCAUCCGCUAAAUUCGAUUUCUUCUUUACCGACCUACAAGUUUUUAUUGAUUGUGAGAGUAGAAGUACUGAUGUGGAAGGCCUUAUAAACAUCGUUGAGACGAUGAGCGUUAUUAAGGUGUCGUUUUUACUGAAUUUAUUGAAGCGAAAGUGGAGCUUCAUGUGGGGGACCAUUUUGAGGUUAUUUUAAAAAGCAUUUUUAUUUUUGUACAUGGUCAAUUGUUGUUUUCCUUUUCUGUACUUAUUUUAUUAAUUGUGAAUGCAAUUGGUAAUAAUAGUAUUGCAUUUUGUCCCACUUUUUUGUAUAUUUGUAUUAAGCAGCGAGGGUCUUCAUUUUAUUGUCUUACGGAAAACUUACUAGUCAUUAAAAAGAAAUUCGCGCCUAGAAUGUAGGUCCAUGCCUGUUCAUAAUAUGUAAAAAUAUGUUCCAAGUUAUGAAAAUGUAUAUGUUACAGAAUUUAUAUAAAGUGUUUAAAAAUUGUAAAAAAUAGCAGUGCCUUGAUAGCAAUCAUAUUGUGAAAAAUACAUAAGUACUGUACUUUCUGCAUUAUGUAGGAAAUAUUCAUUGGUUUUAUUUAUUUAUUAAAUUUUUAAAUUAUACAUUUUUGUAUAUCAAAUAAAUUUAUGUAUAAAAUGAA